This is a messenger RNA of Spodoptera exigua (beet armyworm), 603 nucleotides long. NCBI's taxonomy places the organism in Eukaryota, Metazoa, Arthropoda, Insecta, Lepidoptera, Noctuidae. The record is from the annotation of a GenBank genome assembly.
AUGAAGUAUUCUCUAGUGGGGGACAGAGCCCAUUUCGAGGCGCAAUAUCUAGCCCCCCAGGCGAGGCAGGCCGGCCUCAAUUGUUUAAUCGGCGAAGUUCCUCGAUACAGGCCCGGCGACGCGGAAAGUUCAGCUACAGAUGAUAGGGCAUGCUCGUUUCGCUUAAUGUUCUACGUUCCUCCAGUGCACUCUGUGUGUAAUUACUGCACACAUUUAAGACCCGUGUCGGCACACAUGAAUAGAAAACUAGUGCUUCUCACGGAUUGGUUCGAUUGUGGGUGCGCCACCCAGCCAGGGUUAAAACCAGUGCGAGGCAAAUAUUGUCAGUGCAGCUCGGUGAACGGAGCGCGGCACAGCGCCGGCUGCACGCUUCCGACGGUGACGGCCGUCAUGGCUGGCGAAGACGUUGAUAUCGGCGACACGUUGUUGGAGGAAACUAGCUGCUUAUCUUUCGCACCAGCUGACAACUAUAAUCUUGUAUCCGUUAAACGAAGGCGUAAAGGACGAAACCAACUUAAACGAGAAGGAAGUCUCGACAGUCAACUACAUUCAAGUGUGGAAGAGCCAAGCUUCGAUACGGAUGGGUCAGCUCGACCGGAGUGA